CCUCCUCAUCCUCCUCCUCCUCCUCCUGCCGCGCUGAGGGGCCGCACCCCCGGCGCUGCCCGGCCUGAGGAGGCGGCUCCGGCCCCAUGGAGUGCUACUACAUUGUCAUCAGCUCCGCGCACCUCAGCAACGGGCACUUUCGCAACAUCAAGGGAGUUUUCCGCGGCCCGCUCAGCAAGAACGGGAACAAAACUCUGGAUUAUGCUGAGAAGAAAAACACGAUAGCAAAAGCUCUGGAAGAUCUUAAAGCCAACUUCUACUGUGAACUCUGUGACAAGCAGUACUAUAAACACCAGGAGUUUGACAAUCACAUUAACUCUUAUGAUCAUGCUCACAAACAGAGGCUGAAGGAACUGAAACAGAGGGAGUUUGCUCGGAAUGUAGCAUCUAAAUCACGGAAAGAUGAAAGAAAACAGGAGAAAGCCCUCCAACGUUUGCACAAGCUAGCUGAGCUGAGGAAAGAGAGAACGUGUGCUCCUGGAAGUGGCCCUAUGUUCAAAUCCACUACAGUGACUGUGCAGGAUGACUGCAAUGAUGUCCCCAAAAGUGCUGCCAUAGAUUCUGCCAAAAGCCAGGAUUUCAGCUGUACGUUAAUGCACGAUGCACAGAACUGCAAAGACAUUGCUUCUGUUGUUUCUUCCGCCCCUGGAGAUGCAGGGAGUCAUCAAUCCGACCCUAACAAAUGUGGAGAUCAGCUCCAAGGAGCUCAAGGACACAGAGUUGGGUUCUCCUUUGCUUUUCCUAAGAAAGCAGCAGUCAAACUGGAGUCUUCAGCUGCCGUUUUCUAUGAGUUUAAUGAGGAGACCUCCGUGGAGCAUGGAUUCAGCAGAAAGAGCAGGUUUGUCCCAGGAACAUGUAACCUUCAGUCUCCUUCAGCAGCAGAAAUAGUUGUAUGCCCUGAGGAGAAACACAACUGUUUUCACCCACUGGGGGAAAAAUGCACAGACACAGCAGAAGCUCCUGAAGCUCCGGAGUCAAAAGAGCUGUCCAGGGAGGAGAGCAGGGCGCUGGAGAGCCCAGCUGUGCCUCCUGCCAUGUCCCACAGCAAGCAGCUGGUGUCCUCAGACACGGAUGGCCACGGUGUGGAUGUUGGUGUGGCCAGCUCAGGGGACCAAACCCUGCCCCUGGCUGCAGACAGCGCUCAGGUCCUGCCCCUGGAUGGCAGCGGGCACGAGCUGCAGGCAAAUGGAGCUGCCCUGCAGGAACUGCUGGAGGAUUGCUCCUCUCUGCAGGAUGGUGCAGAGGAAAACUCUAACGGCAGGAACAGUGAUCCAUCUGAGGCUGAAACUGAAAUAAAAAACCUGGGGGCAGAUGCAGCAGUUCCAUCACCAUCUGAAGAAGGGAGUGGAGCCCCAAAAAGCAAACCGGACAUACACAAGAGACCCUGCCAACCCUUUGUUCCUGUUCUUAGCAAAUAUGGAUCAAAUAUUCUUCAGUGGCCAUCAGAAAUGUUAAUUUACACUAGUACUGACCCAUCCAUUUCUUAUAGCUGUAAUCCUUUAUAUUUUGAUUUUAAGUCAUCAAGAGCAAGUGAAAGCCAAGAAAAGCCCAAGCAUCAACCAAACAUACCUCAUUUGCACCAUAAAACUGAAUCUAACCAUAUCUUGGUCUCAGAUUUUACAAAAAGACCUACUUCAGAGUGUGGUGAUUAUGAAGUAGAAGUGGAUAAAAAUGUGUGCAACUAUACAAUACCCCUGUUAAGUGAUGUUUCCCUCUUCAGAAGUUGUGACCUUGCAAAAAAUCAAAACAAAGUGUCCUUGGAUGAGUCAUUCAGGAUUAGAAAAAUAGAAAAGUAUCACAUAUCUCAUAAUCCCUUACGACAAAACACUGUGAUAGAUGAGAAAUAUAACAAAGUCUGGAUCAAAGAAUGCCAUGAAAAAUGGCUUCACAAAAACAGAAAACGGAAAAGGAGAAGAAAAUUGUGUCGUUGUCAUUAUCAUCACUGCGGAGACACAACAGUAGCAGAAAUGGAGAUGUCUCCAGUAGCUGAAAAAGAAGUUACUUACAGAGAUGAAAAUAAAUAUCAGCACCUCCAAAAUAAUGCAGAGAAGUGCAGACAUGACACAGGCAAUAUCUGGUUAGCUGCAGGUGAGGUGCAGCAGUCGCAGCCAAAAUUUGGCAUCGAAAACGGCCCUAAGAGAGUCGUGUCUGCAUCAGAUCACAUACACUGGGACAGAGGCUGGUGUCACCUCUGGGGUGCAAAGAGCAGUGGGCAGCACCAUGGCUGUAAAGGACCGCACAGAAGGAGCAGGGCGAGCUCCCGGAGGCAGGCGAAGCAGCUGAGCUCCAGGAGGCACAGCCUCAGGCACUCCAAAACCUGCUGUGGCUGGAAAGUCAGCAGGCCCAGCUGCAGCCCAGAGCAUAAAUGUUUGGGACAGGGCAGCGAGGAGAAGGGGCCGAGUCCCAACCAGCCCAUCAAGAGAGGUUACAGUGUGGUGACAGAAGAGCCCGAGAAGCCGCACCGCAAGCGGAGGCAGCACACCUAUUCCUGCUCCUCCUCCUCGGAUGAAAGCUCGUGGGGACAGGCACUGCCAGCACAGGAAUAUCUAAGGCAAGGACAUGCUCUGGGUGCCUAUCACAAGGCAAAAGGGAAACGAAGGAAAAGGAAGACUAGAAUCCGUCAUGUCUUCCUCGACAGGAAUGCAAAAAGCGAGACCUCUGAAUCUUCCAAAGAAAGUUCUGCGAAUUCUGCGUUAAAUGUUUCGGGGGACUCACAGAGCCAAGACAAUCUAGAGGGAACUCAUGGAGCUCCCAGAGAUGAGGAUGGUGCAAAAGAGAGGGUUGAAACCAUGGAGCUGGAGGAAGACAAGCCGCCUGCAGAGUCUGCUGGCGCAGAGGUGCAGGGGGAUGACAAACCAGCGUGUGCCGAGAUGGAGAGCGCACCGGCCGUGCUUCCCGAUGCCAUCACAGCCUCUGCCGCUCCUGCCCCCGAGCACAGCGCUGGCACACAGGGCGUCCCGCAGGAGGGACAGAAAAAGGAAAACGCCAACACCCGUGAAAACCCAGCCCGUUACAAAGCUCCGGUCCCCAGCAGGCACUUGGACCAAACUCCUCCCAAAUCCUAUCUCUGCCACUACGAGCUGGCCGAGCCCCUCCCGCCCGACAAGGCGGGCGAGCUGGCCGGCGAGUGGGUGCCGUGCAGCCCGGUGUUCGGCGGCGCCCUGCCCUUCAAGGACGCGCCCCUCCGCACGCACACCUUCCUGAGCGCCGAGCAGCUCCGAGCCCCCUUCCCCCUGCCCGAGCCCACGCUGCUCUUCCCGGACCCCCCGGACAAGUUCAAGGAGCUGCCCUCGGACGGCUUCCCGCAGGUGCCGCAGGUGGCCAAGCUGAAGCUGGCGUUCGCCCCGCCGGGCUCGCUGCCGCCGCCGCUGCGCUCCGCCUCGGUGACCACCAUCCAGCACACGGUGCUGCAGCAGCACGGCGCGGCGCUCAAGGUGCUGCAGCCGCCGCAGCAGUUCGUGUCGCAGGUGCCGGCGCUGUGCCGGGCCCCGCUGGCCCAGCUGGGGCUGUGUCCGGCCGCGCUGGUGCCGCCGCCGCUGCCGCUGCUGCCGCCCUCGGUGCUGCCGCCCGCGCCGCUCGCCUUCCCCGCGCUGCCGCACUUCCCCUCGCUGCUGGCCCCCGCCGUCAUCCCCCUGCAGCCGCUCUUCUAGGCGCACACGGCGGGGACAGCCCCCAGCCGCACCCCCCGAGCUUUCCUGCGAGCUGGGAUGGGUAAACUUCCCUUUGCUGUAAGUAUAACCGUGCGACAAAACAGCCGGACCUAUACCAAGCACUGAAUGGACUGAUCCUGAUUCCAGACUAUAUAUAUAUGUGAAAAUCAUGUCUUAGAAUAUGUAUAAUGUACAUAAAAUAUAUUUAUAGUUCUAUAACUUAUGUUGUAAAGUAUUUACUUUUUGGGUUUUUUUUUUAAUCUUUGUGUAUUUGCACCUAUUUAAUGUUUAGACAAAGCCGAUGCACUAUGUUUUGUACUAUGUUCUCUGAAACUGUAAAUCUAGUGACAAACUAUCUCUUGCAAUAAAUUUUUGUUAACUACUCAAGUAUAUAAAAAAAUCUUUCGUUAUAAGCCUCAUGGACGUUGUUCUUCCAUGUCCUCCUGCAGCUGAAGAGCAUCCUCUGCCCCUCUAUGUUGGGAUAACCAGGUUUCCUACACGUCACUGAUUUAUCAGGGAGGCUCAGAGGCCAAUUCCUUGAGGGCAGCUGUCUCACCGAGCCGGAGAGAAAGGGUAACAGAUGUGUAUUGAUGUCACCAUGACAAAUUCUGCCCACUUGUACUCUGUGCACACACUGCUGACUGGAGGAGCUGAUCCCUCUUUUGCUAAACCACAGCAAGGCAAGGGAACAAAUAUAAUGCUGGUGAUGGAAGGGGAAGAAAGGCUGAUACUGGCAGCAGUUUGGCUUUGAGGGAAUAUUGCUUAUAGUGGAAGGGCAGAGCCUUGGUUCCACUGAGCAGUUUCUCUGGUGGCUCACAGAUCUGUUGGAGCUGCUGGGCAGGGUGUGAACACAGGAGCAUGAAGGGGAGGUCAGGAAACCCACCAGGAUUUGAUACAAAUUCUUACCUCACUUCACCCCCCUACUUCCUGCAGCAUUUCACUAAAGAAAUAGAACACAGAGUAGAGAUUAAUUAAAGUAAUAAUUAAUACUGCCAUUGUUUCUAAUUGUGUUUUCAGAGACUUCUCCCUACCUCUGCAGCCUUGUCAUUGCUGUCAGACCUCACCCAGCUUUAGCUGGUGAAAUCUCCUCAUUUACUUUAGCAUGAGGUAUAUCAGACCCAUAUCUGCAUCUGCAACAGUCCAGAAUAAAAGCAGAAGUCAUUCUGAGACAGAGCCAUCCCUUUGAGUUAAAAUGAGGUGUUACCAUGUGAGUCAAGCCAAGGAUUUGCAGCAUGAAGGUUAGUGCUAGAAGUAGGCCCUCCAUAAUGAAAGGUAGGUAGGCUCUCCCAAUUAAUUACUUUUCUCCUUUUUAUAUACUAUAAUAAAAUCAUAUAAAGUUGAACUGAAAGAAUAGUGAAUUUUAAGAAUUAUUAAUAUACAUUAAUAGCUACAGACAUUAACCAUUUGCAGAGUAAUGCUAUAUCUGAACAACAUAUAUAUCUGGAUCUCAUUUUCUGCAUCAAUAGCAUUAGAACUUACCUGAUAUUGCAAGUUUUACUAUAGUAUUACAUUAAAACUAUGGCAAACAGCAUCUUGCCACUAUGAUUACAGAGUCCUCUGCUCGAGGGACGCAAGUUUCCCAUGUUGUGUGGUUGCAGAGGGCUAAACUGUGUUAAUUAGCAAAAAGUUGGUAAGAAAGAGCAGGUUCUGGAGAGUGCCCAGAUCCCCUGCCUGGGGCUGCAGCAGGGAGUGGGAGUCUCUGAGCACCCACCCCUGGGAUGCCAGAAGGAAGAUAAAUUUUCUCUAGUUCUGGCUUCAGGUGGAUGCCCAUUUCUAUUCUUGUGGUCCCUAAAAAAUACAGGAUUAAGUGACUUUAUACUCUUUUAUUUCAAGAGUGUGCAUAAGGUGUUUGCCUCCACUACCUCCUGAGCAUGGGAAUCUCUGCUGGAAGGGGGAGGGUUGUCCUGGCUCCCUUGGGUGAUGUGUCCUGGCUCCUGCCCUUCUGCCCUCCUCUGUGGCAGGCAGCACACACAGUGCCCUGGGUUCUGAUGGCCCCUCAAGGACAAAAUCCAUCUCACCACAGAGCAGAAAAAGAGGAGAAAGAAUCCACAUAGGACCAAUACAGUUGCACGUUCUGGCAGAAUUAAAAUAGCCAAUUUAAAAUUUUCAGUUGCAAUGUUCAUUGAAAAAUCACAUCUAUGAACUUGGAAGUCCACCUUUUUUUUUUUCACCAAAAUGUUCCAACAGCUUUGAAUUCUUCUUUUUCCUUACAAUUUAAAUUAUUUUAGGUUGUUAAACAGUUUUAAGACAUUGCACAAUUCUUUAUUAUCUACUGUAAUUGCUGUUCAAUAGUGUACAAACUAUUUAAAAUAAAAGACUAAUAACCAUAAAAUGUAAUAAUUUUCUAAUAUGGUAUUGCCUUUAAUGCUAGAACUGUUUGUAUAUGUGAACUUCAUAUGUAAAAGCAAAAGCAGUAUAAAAAUAAAUCAUAAGUUAAGUUUCAAAUUGAACACACUAAAUUAAAUUACUUAAUGAACUAUUCUUUUGAGUUUCUGUUUUAUUAUUAAAUACUUAAGUUCUAGUAAGUUAUAGAAGGGUAGCUCUUUUGUAUACUUUUUCUGGUAUUUUAGAUUAAAUGUGUAUUUUUAUUCCAUAAAUUGGUAGUCAAAUUUAAAAACAAAAACUAUUUCAAGUGCUAAACUAUUGAAUUUUUAUAAUUUUAAAUAAAUUCUACCCAAUUCCUUAAAUCUAACUUCUGAAUUUCCAAAUUUGCGCAGAUCUAGUGUGUCUAUGCUCCUGGCCACUUUGCCAAAUUUAGAAUUUACUGGGAUUUCUUCCUAGUGCAAGCAGUAAGUUUUUCUCCCAAAGGGCAAGAAUCAGAAGAAUUGGGACCUAGCCCUAAGUGAGGAUAGAGAAUUUAUUAAGUGAUUUCCCAGCUUUGCAGAGAAGCGCCUGGAAAAGCACUCUGUUCCAUUGGGAUGAGAAGAAUAUCUUUAUUUUGGUCCUUAGGAAGUCACCCAGCCUGACCUUCCUGGGGGUGUUCCAUUUCUCAGGUAAUGUGAGCCAUGAAAGAAUGGUCCAGAGGAGCUCUGGGGCAUUGAGGAAUGAAACUGUUACCUUGUGAGGGGCAGUCUGGAAUAACUGGGCUCUAGUCUUGUGUCUCUUGUGUCUGUAAGUACACAGAAUUUUUAAAAUGUUACCAGGAUAUGCCAAGGAUCAGAUCGUUAAUUUGGUUUCCUGCACGAGCUGUUAAUUGCUGGGGAGUACUCACCACGUUUCAGAUUCUGAGUGAGCAGUGGAUUGUUCAUGGAGAAACUGCAGGUCACAGACAUUGGUAAAAGAAACACUUUGUGCGAGGGGUUAUUGAGUGAGAAUGAUUUUACCCUUCAGUUUAAUCAAACAACAGUGAGAUGCUUAUGAAGCAAGGUCUUCUUUACCCAAAAUGUUAACUUUUUAUUAGUUUGUCACUUGUAAAAGAGUCCUUUGGGUAUGGUGUUGAAACAAAGCUUUAAAAGGCUAUUGGAACAUCCAAUUCUCUUUAUUCCUGUACAUGAUGAUGUGCUGCUAAUACAACAGAUCACAUGGCUAUACUUUUUCUGACAAGUUUAUUUUCUGUAACUGUGGUUUUCCCUCAAAAUACAUGUUUUCCAUUAUGAUAAUAUUUACUUGAUAUGCUGCACUUAAAAUACAGCUUUAAAUAUAUUUGUUCAGACUCUUCCUUGGUGUAAAUUUAUGUACAGCUUCUGGCUUUGGUUUGUAACCACCAAAAAUCACUCAUGCUGCAAUGCCAAGGGUUUUUUUAACUCCCCCAGAUUAAGGCAAUACAUUUUGACCAUGUGAAUGUAUUCUGAAGACAGCUCCUUGUUUGUAAGUAAGGUGGUAAAUUUGAAUCUGAUGGGCGUUUUGCUGUGGUGCUCAGAGUCAUGUCCUAAACUCCAUACAUUCAUUUUCUGCUCUCCAAUUACUGUACAUUGCCUAAGGGCUUGUGUAUGUGCACACAUUUAUGCAAUAUGCCUGCCAGUUGUAAAAUAUUCCAGUGCUAUAUUAACUCUCUUUAUUGAAAGUAAAGACAUUUUUCUGUAUAAAGAUCAUUGGAUGUUUUUAAAUUAACCUGGCUGACUAUCUGAAUGUGUGUGUCAUUUCAUAGAUCACUUUGAUUUACUACUUGCAGCAGGCAUGGUUUUGUACAUUAUGUCCUCCCUUCUCCUCUUUACUUCAGGAGCAUUAUAAAGUUUUCUCUUUUUCUAAGAUAUCAGAGUUUAUGGGAAAUCUGCCCAUUUAUGAAAAUGAACCAGGCUAUGGUAUUACUUUCAUCUGCAAUAAUUAGUGCACCAACUUUAUUAAUUAUGAGACAUCUUGUUUUUGCUUCAAGCUUCUGUUUUAUUUUAUGGGUAUUAUAAAAGGUUGGGAGAAUUUCUACCCUUAGUCUAAAUUUUGACCUGUUGGUGAAUUUCUGAAACCAGUGGAGUCUAAGGAAGCUUUGCCAUUAGUGUUACUGAGGAUUUAUUUUGACCUGGAGCAUUAGACCUCUUUAUUUAUUAAAACUGCUUAAUACUUGCUGCUUUCAGUUGAAUAAUAAUUUCAUAAGGUGUGAUGAGGAGCACAGUCCAGUAAAGGAAAAUGAAUCCAUUUUUAAUCAGUCUUCUACCUCCUUUGUUGUCAAGCUGUUUAUAUAAUUAAUGACCAUAAAGUUGUAUCUUUAAAAUUUCUGUUCUGUAUCAUCAGUGCUUUGAAACAUGGACAUGCACCUUCUAGUCUAAUACCAAAGAGAAAACCAGUUCAUUGGAAUAUUGAUUUCUACCUGCACAGGCUCACUUAGAAAUUUUAAUAAGUAGAACUACAUUAAUACAAUGUGCAGGUGACAUAAUGUACCAGUAGUCUUUUUUUUUUGCUGGAAUAAGAUCAAAAUGUGCAAAUCCUUGUAGAGAAAAACAUUAGUAAGCUUCAAAUGUGAACCCAGGAUGAAUACAGCAUUAUUUAUGAGAAUUAAAGAUGGUUACUCUUAAAUCAGAA
This is a messenger RNA of Catharus ustulatus (Swainson's thrush), 8603 nucleotides long. It is a transcript of the gene ZNF804A, whose product is annotated as zinc finger protein 804A. Gene Ontology annotation, cellular component: nucleus. Bases 87 to 3650 code for a protein of 1187 amino acids. The record is from RefSeq and is a predicted model, not a curated record. NCBI's taxonomy places the organism in Eukaryota, Metazoa, Chordata, Aves, Passeriformes, Turdidae. The transcript is spliced from 4 exons.